AUGGCUCCUCUUCGAGAAUCCUCGGAUUACGAUGAGGAAGUUGAAGAGGGUCUCCUCGGGAGAGGCCCUCUAAAUGACAGAGGUUCGCAAUGCGAUCGAAAUGGCAAGGUCAAGCAUUGGUGCAAAUGGAUCAUUGUCUGCAUCUUCUCAGCCACUUUGAUAGCACUCAUCUUCACUCAGGUCCACUCUUCGGGGAUGCUGAAGUCAUCAUCACCAUCUUUAUCAUCUCCAACAAUACAAACCUUUGAGACUGUAUUCCCAAGAUUCGGCGCCCUCAGCAUAUAUUCUGGCGGUACCAAUGGCGAGAAAGAGGAAGCAUGGGGCCAGUUACUGGAAACUAAAGUACCCAAAUGGCUGAGCGUAUCCGACAAGGAGUUGAAGGCAAUGGGGAAGGAUUCCACCCACUCCGAUGGAUACCCAUGGCAUCGCAACGAGGAUGGCACAGUGGAGGCUGUGACGGAGCUGUGGCAUCAGCUGCACUGUUUGGACUUGAUCAGGAAAUACAUUAACAGAGACAAUUGGGACUAUAGUAAGAACCAUGCAUGGCAGUGGGGGCCAUAUAGAUUGCGUCAGCACGUUGAUCACUGCGUCGAAAACCUGAGGGUUGCGAUCCAGUGUACUGGAGAUAUGACGCCUGUCUUGGAAUACGAAAAUGAUGAUCAGGUCUGGCUGGAUUUCGAGACUAAACACACAUGCCGCAAGUAUUAA
Molecule: messenger RNA, 708 nt
Organism: Pyricularia grisea
Lineage: Eukaryota; Fungi; Ascomycota; Sordariomycetes; Magnaporthales; Pyriculariaceae
Exons: 4
Coding region: 1-708 (235 amino acids)
Biological process (GO): mycotoxin biosynthetic process
Source: RefSeq, a predicted model, not a curated record